AUGGAAAUAAAAAUUUUACAUAGAAAUCCUGAUGAUUAUAAAAGUAGUACUAGUACAUCAAAUUAUAAGCAUAUAAGAAGUUUUGAUAAAAAUAUACACCUAUUUCAAAGAGAAAUAGAAUAUAAAAGAGCAUUAAAUGCAACUAAAAUUGAUAAAAUAUUUGCAAAACCUUUAGUGAAAUGUUUAGAUGACCAUGAUGAUUCAAUAAGAAGUAUCUGUGUUUCUAAUAAAAAUUUAACAGAUCUCUAUAGUGGUAGUUGUAAUGGUUUUAUAAAUGUAUGGAAUAUUUUAGAUAAAAAAUUGAUGAGAAAAAUAAAAGCUCAUGAUGGGUUUGUUAGAGGAUUAUGUGUUAGUUAUGAUGAAAAAUAUUUAUUUAGUUGCGGUGAUGAUAAAUAUAUAAAGCAAUGGGUUGUUGAUAAAAAUAAAAAUAUAAAUGAAUUAAAUGAAGACGAUGUUGUACAGCAAGAUUUUAGUAACUUUAAAUAUUUAGAAAACGAAGUAGUACCGAAAAAAAUAUAUGUUUGCAAAAGUGUACCAAACAGUAUUGAUAAACAUUUUUCUGAUCCUUUAAUUAUAUCAGGUAGUCAAACUUUAGAUGUAUGGGAUUAUUAUAGAAAUAAUGCAAUAUCUAGUUUUGAUUAUAAUAGUGAAUAUAUAUAUUAUGUGAAAUUUAAUUAUGCUCAACGAAACUUAGUUGGAUUAACAUUAUCAGACAAUUCAGUUGGUUUAGUUGAUAUAAGAAGUAAAUCACCUAUAAAAAAAUUAUUUUUAAAAUAUAGAAGUAAUUCUUUAAGUUGGAAUAAUAUGAAUCCAAAACAUUUUAUAGUAGCAAAUGAAGAUUCUAAUUUAUAUACAUUUGAUAUGAGAUAUUUAAAAACAGCUUAUUUAGUUCAUAAAGGAUUUGUAAAUGCAGUUUUAGACGUAGAUUUUUCUCCUAUCGGUAAUAAGUUUGUUGCUUGCUCUUACGAUAAAACAAUAAGAUUAUUUAAUAGUGAUGAGUCUAAAAGUUAUGAUGUUUAUCACACUAAAAGAAUGCAACAUGUUUUAUGUUGUAAGUUUAGUUUAGAUGCAAAAUACAUUUUUUCAGGAAGUAGUGACAUGUGCUUACGAAUAUGGAAAUCAUGUUCUCAUGAACCUUCAGGAGUUUUAUCUAAUAAAGAAAAACAAGCUAUAAAUUACCGAAACAAAUUAAAAGAAAAAUAUGCUUCUUUAAAAGAAAUUAAAAGAAUUAGAGAACAUCAUCAUGUACCUGCUCUAAUUAAAAGUCUAUCAGAUAAAAAGAAAAUCAUGCUAGAAGCAAAAAAAAGAAAAGAGAAAAAUAAAAUUAAGCAUUCUAAAAAUCCGGAUGAAUUGCCAAUACCAGAAAAAAAAAAAAUCUUUGUUACAGAACAAUAA
Molecule: messenger RNA, 1395 nt
Organism: Plasmodium gallinaceum
Lineage: Eukaryota; Apicomplexa; Aconoidasida; Haemosporida; Plasmodiidae
Product: 40S ribosomal processing protein, putative
Exons: 1
Coding region: 1-1395 (464 amino acids)
Biological process (GO): maturation of SSU-rRNA from tricistronic rRNA transcript (SSU-rRNA, 5.8S rRNA, LSU-rRNA)
Cellular component (GO): nucleolus; small-subunit processome
Molecular function (GO): protein binding
Source: RefSeq, a predicted model, not a curated record